This is a messenger RNA of Prinia subflava (tawny-flanked prinia), 3683 nucleotides long. RefSeq names its product sodium voltage-gated channel beta subunit 3 (gene SCN3B). The transcript has 6 exons. Gene Ontology annotation, cellular component: voltage-gated sodium channel complex. Bases 870 to 1517 code for a protein of 215 amino acids. The record is from RefSeq and is a predicted model, not a curated record. Gene Ontology annotation, biological process: regulation of heart rate by cardiac conduction; sodium ion transport; regulation of sodium ion transmembrane transporter activity. NCBI's taxonomy places the organism in Eukaryota, Metazoa, Chordata, Aves, Passeriformes, Cisticolidae. Gene Ontology annotation, molecular function: transmembrane transporter binding; sodium channel inhibitor activity.
GGCGGUGCCGGGGUGUCCGGAGGGUGCUGCCCCAGCCCUGGACGCGCUCGAAGGUUGGACCUGGCUCGGUGGGAGUUGUCCCCGCACAUGGCAGGGGGUGGGACUGGCUGAGCUCUAAGGUCCAUUCCAAAGCCUUAGCACUCCAUGAUUGUGUGAUACGGUCUCUGCGAUGUCUCCAGCCAAGCUGGGCGCUGCCCGCGGGACCACCGGAGCCCCGGGCUGCUUGCGCUGAGCCGGGAGGAGCCCGGCGCGCCCGGGGCCGGGGGGAGGCGGCCGCGCAUGUGCCGGCCGUGCCCCCCGCCCGGGCUCCUCCAGCAUCCUCGGCAUCCUCCUUGGCAUCCUCCUCCUCGGCAUCCUCCUCCUCGGCAUCCUCCCCGCCGGGCUCUGAACCCCGCAGCCCGCGCAACAAAGGCGCCGCGGCCGCGCCCCGCGGAGCCGCUCCCGGAGCGGGGCACCUGCUGCUGCUGCUGCUGCUGCUGCUGCUGCUGCUGCCGCUGCUGCUGCUGCUGCUGCUGCCGCUGCUGCCGCUGCUGAUCCAGCUCUGCUCCCGCUCCGCUCCGCCCGCGCCCUGCGCAGCGCCGGCCGCGCCCGCGGAGCCCCGGAGCCGGAGGAGCCGGCGGAGCUGUCCAGGCUCGGGCUCACUCCGGGCUCUGCCUGUCCGGGCUCUGCCUGUCCGGGCUCUGUUCGUCUGUCCGGGCUCUGUCCGUCUGUCGGGGCUCAGGCUCUGUCCGUGGUGCUGCCGCCCCCGCGGCCCCGCGCAGCCCCCGGACCGCGCCCGCCCCGCCGCUGCCGGCCCGGCCUCCUGUUGCUCCGGGAGCGAGGAGCGGAGAGCGCCGUGCGAGGAGCCCGAGCCGCGCCGGCUGCGAACAAUGGCUGCGCUGCCGGGGAUGCUGUGCGCGGCCGCGCUCGCCCUGCUGCUCUGGGCUGGAUUGUGCUCCUCAGUGUGUGUGGAAGUCCCAUCUGAGACAGAGGCUGUCCAGGGGAUGGACAUGAAGCUGCUCUGCAUCUCCUGCAUGAAGAGGGAAGAGGUGACGGCCAGCACGGUGGUGGAAUGGUUCUACAGGCCUGAGGGGGGAAAGGAUGAGCCUAUCUACGAGUACAGGAAAACAAACCACGAGUUCCCGAGCCGCUUCAGCGGGCGCAUCCAGUGGAACGGGAGCAAAGACAUGCAGGAUGUGUCCAUCACCGUGCAGAACAUCACCCUCAACGACUCGGGCAUCUACACCUGCAACAUCACCCGCGAGUUCGAGUUCGAGAUCCACCGGCCCCUCUUCCAGAGCUCCCGCCUGAUCCACCUCACCGUGGUGGAGGAGGCUGGAGAAGACUUCACCUCUGUUAUCUCAGAAAUUAUGAUGUACAUUCUGCUGGUGUUCCUCACGCUGUGGCUGCUGAUUGAGAUGGUCUAUUGCUACAGGAAGGUCUCCAAGGCAGAGGAGGCUGCGCAGGAAAACGCGACAGACUAUCUCGCGAUUCCGUCGGAAAACAAGGAGAACUGUGCUGUGCCUGUGGAGGAGUAGCAGGGAGGAGGCAGCGGAGCGAACGGCACCAAGGGGCUCUGAAGGCAGAAGGACCGUGCCAGGUUUGAGGGGGAGCUCUGCGCCGUCGGGAGGAACACGGGGAGGUGUAAAUUCUCUUCCAUUUGCCUCGGACUCUGUACAGCCUUGACUUUGGUCCCGUGAGCCCUGCCAGCCCGAAGGACUCCCCGGUGGAAGCAUGCUGAGCAAACGGCUCAGGGCUGUGGGCAGCACGGCUCCUUCCCCAGUUUCUGUUCCAUCAUCACCUCAAUGGCUUUGUAAAUGUUACCUGUCACUUCUUAGCUGCUCUCACCACCACCUUUAUUUGCUAAAUGUGCUAAUUCUCCAUUGCAGAGGUCUGGGAUAUGUAUGGCACAUUGCUCCGAGCUGCAGGACUGUGAACAAGGCUCUCCUAGGGGGUUAUUCCACCACAUAAUGUGGCCCAACCAGGUUUUUUGGUGUUAAAACAGGAAGAAUUUAAUCAAUUAAUGAAGUCACUCUGAAUUUUAGGCUGUCCAUGCUCAAGCAGAGUAGGGUGAGGACUGUAAUGCACUAAAACUGGAAAUGCAGAGUAGGAAGGACAGGUCCCUGUGCCAUGCUUACACUUCCUUCUGGAGGGAAUUGAGAAUACAGAUCCUGAUGGGAAGCAGGAUGAUGUGAGUACACGAAUCCCCUCUAUCCCUCUCAUUUAUCAAAACCCUCAUCCCCUUCCACCUGCCUGGCACAGCAGGUUUGCUCCUGGAGUGCACAGUGGGAGGAGGAACCUGCACAGCCACGUCCUGCAGCAGCUGCCAGGCAGCAGGACGAGGUACAGGAUCCAGCUUUUCCUGGGAAACCCCAAAAAGGAAGGCAGCCUCAUGCUGGUAGGCAGGAGGAAUAAAUAGGAUGCAAAGCCCUCACAGGAUGGCAGCCCGGUAAAAUGGUUGCAGUUUUAUAACUGUGAUGGUUCUCUGGUGCUGGAGCAGCACCAUCUAGAGGGGUAGACAGAAAACACCCACUGUUCCCAGUUAAUCCUAAUUCUCUCUUGAGGUAAUUAAUCACCAGUAUAAAUAGUCUGGAUUUAUCCUAAAUGAUCCUCUGUUGCCCAGGAAAUUCCAUCUUUCCCAUGCAAAUUUACCUUUUCUGAGGGUUAAGCUGAGUAAAAAUUGUUUUCUGCCCUUCAGUGCAGAUCAGUUGAGCUCAACAGCUGAGAUUGGAAGGGGGCAAAGGCACAAACAUUGGCCAGGGUGGAGCUGUGCUGUAAAACCAGCUGGGGAAGGUUUGGGUUUGUUGCAUGGCAGAGUUGUGACAUCCCUGCUGCAAUGGAGCCUGUGCUGCUUUGCCAGAGUUGCCAAAUUCUGCUCCAUUGACUGCUUGUAAGUAGUUCCAAAGCGCUUGUGACUCCAGGCAUGCUCCCCACCCACGGAAUCCCCUCUGCUUUGUUCUGCUGCUUUUUAUGUGUUCACUAAAAAUCACGGGAAUUGCCCUGUUUGUAAGUCAGGCCCAGGCCAGAUUUCCAACUGGCACUUGUUCAAAACCCUUUUUUUAGAGUGGGUGUCUUUAGUAAAAGACUCCAGUGCAGUCUUGGUAGUAGGAUUGCUCCCAAAUCCAGAGCCAAGCCUGGCAAGGGGAGCACAUUUUCCACAUGAAGCACUCUCGUAGUCUGGGCACCAGUUCCCAAAAAACUGAUGUCCAAAAGGGAUAUCCAGAAGAAUAUCCGAGCUGCUCCUCUGAAUCCAGCUGGAUGUCAUCCUUUUCCCUGUCCCAGUUUGCCUGGCAGAAUCCUGAACUCAACAGAGGGACUGGGUUGGAACUCUGGAGUUUCCAGCACGGCUUGGAGCCCAUGGUGAAUUUUAGGACACCUCUCUCCCACUUCAGCUCUGCUCCUCAGUCCCUGUGAACCACGGAUCACCCUCCGGUGUCCUACUGUUAAAUCAAAAAAGGAGUGGACCCAAGAACUUCUUGAGAGCUACCUCAGGUGGUAAAGAAGGGCCGUCCCCUUGUCCUGCACCUUCCUGUAUCCCACAGGCAUCUUCUGCAGAUGCUCUUUUUUUUUUUUUUUUGGACAAAUCUUCCACUUUUCCAGUUCCUGCAGGCAGAGGUGACCACUGCCACGUGGUGCUCCAAGCAGGAGGAAACGGGGUGCAAAUUUCUGCUCAAGAAUCUUGCAGAACAAAGUAAAAAGAAUUA